Bipolaris victoriae FI3 is the source of this 1500-nucleotide messenger RNA. RefSeq lists its product as hypothetical. The transcript has 6 exons. The coding region runs from base 1 to 1500 and encodes 499 amino acids. Lineage: Eukaryota; Fungi; Ascomycota; Dothideomycetes; Pleosporales; Pleosporaceae. Gene Ontology annotation, molecular function: dipeptidyl-peptidase activity. The record is from RefSeq and is a predicted model, not a curated record.
AUGAACGAAAGCGAAUACCGGAUCGGAAGCAUUCCUGUGCUAUAUACUGAUGCAACACCACCAAGUGAUGCUGGAGCUCGAUAUAAGGGCCUCAAUCCACGUACCAUUUUGCUUUCUGUUGGCUACAAAAAAGAGCCCGACUGCAGGACUUGGGAGGUAGAAACCGUGUUUGAACAGGAAAUUCCCAUUCCCUUAGACGACGGGGUCAUCAUACGUGCAGAUAUCUUCCGUCCUGCCGACACGCCUAUGGUGCCCGCUGUUGUGCAUUGUUCGCACUAUGGGAAAUCUGGCACAGGGUCCCAAGGGAACUCGAGGCUCCUAGGGACAGCUGAAGGUCAGGAUGGCCAUGAAGCAAUUGAGCACAUAGCCCAACUCCCUUGGUGUACAGGCAAGGUCGCGUUAGCUGAAAACGAGCAGCUUGAAGACGACAUUGCUAUGCUACAGAAGUACCCCGUCAUGAAUGAUUACUGGCUGGACAAGCGUGCCGACAUAAGUUUAAUCCAAUGUCCUGCUUAUGUUCUGGCUAGCAUGUCGACUGGGCUACACACUGUUGGCUCUCUGCGUUACGAUUGCAUCCUACACAGGGGUGGCAUGAUCUUUAUCAGAAAUGCGGUUGCGGACUUUAAGAAGUCUCUCGAUCACUAUCUGAAAUGGGAAGACAAUGAGUGGCAGCUGACUCCCCGGGCGCGUAUAUCCAUUAUAAGCUAUAGCAACGAAUCGACAUCAAUGAAAUCAUGCAUCGAACGCCGUUCUAACAUUGUACAGGAAACUAUUGAAAAUCUGCCUUUCGCUGAGUGGCCAAUACCUGAGGUUAACGACAUUACUUUGCGUCUUUCCAAGGACGGCACUCUCCAAUCAUCGUCCAACCUAGUGGAAAAUGGUCAAUGCUCCUAUAUAUCAGACGCUAAGGCAGAAAACUAUGAUGCUGAUCCAGAGGAAUUAAGCUUCGCUCACACCUUCACCAAUCAAACAGGGCUGAUUGGAAGUUCGAACGCUGUACUUUUCUUGUCCUGCCCAGAUCAUGAUGAUCUUGACAUUUUUGUGAUACUUCGCAAAAUCGACAAGAAUGGCCGCGUCCUUCACCACAUCAAUAUACCAUUUGCUGAGCUCAAAGCCACAGGAGACGAUGGUAUCAAUGGUAUCGAGGACCCUAUUGAUCUUCCUCGUCUAAAUGCUCUGCAGUACGUCGGACCAUCGGGUAUCUUGCGUGCUAGCCAUCGACAGAUUGAAGCCGGCAUAUCGAAGCAUAACUUCCCUCAUCACAAAUAUACGAGCGAAGGGAAAAUACAGCCUGCACGAUUAGUCAAGCUGGAGAUUGGAAUUUGGGCGGCAAAGUUACAGUUCGAAGCCGGCGAGAAGUUGAUGCUCCGUAUCGGUGGCCAUGACAUGAGAUUGCCUGAGUUUGAGCCUCUGCGAGGGAAAUUUACUACAGGUAAUAAGGGCACACAUAUUGUUCAUAUUAGUGAUGAGUAUCAAAGUCAUCUAGUUUCGCCUUUUUGA